ACAGCUCAAAGCCAGAAGAGUACGUAGUAGAAGAAGGAGAAUAGAAGAGGGAAAAGAAGAGUUAAAAAGAUAAAAUGGUGGUGGGAAGUAUCAGUCAUGAUAUCGAGUCUCCAGUGGAGGCAAAGAGACUGUGGAAUGCCUUUGUAAAGGAUGGCCAUAAUCUUCUGCCAAAGCACCUGCCAGAGGUGUUUGCAAGCAUCACCUUCCUGCAAGGCGAAGGAGGUGUAGGCAGCAUCAAGCAAAUCAAUUUCACUCCUGCGAACAAGGAUUUCAGCUAUGUGAAAGAGAAAGUUGAGGAAGUAGACGAGGAGAAGCUAGUGUACCGCUUCAGCCAUGUGGAAGGAGGACUUAUUGGAAAGAAAGUGUCAUCUGCCACAUACGAAUACAAAUACACCCCAAAAGCAGGAGGAGGGAGCAUUUGCAGCUCUGCCGUGCAUUUUGAUAGCCUUCCGGGAGUUCCUCAGGAGGAGGAGAAAGUGAAGGAGAUUAGGGAAAUGAUCACCGCUCUGUUCAAGAAGGUCGAGGCAUAUCUCAUCGCCAAUCCCAAUCUGUACUGUUAAACAGAGAUAUCAUCUAGCGUUCCUGUGCGAAGUUUGUGUUAAUGCUUGAAUAAAAUGUCAAAUUGCCAACUCCCUUGUGUUCGCCAAGGGGUCUCAGUUUGACGAUCGAUGCUGCCUGUCAAGUGACAAGUCAAUACUUUGUAGC
Molecule: messenger RNA, 705 nt
Organism: Cryptomeria japonica (Japanese cedar)
Lineage: Eukaryota; Viridiplantae; Streptophyta; Pinopsida; Cupressales; Cupressaceae
Product: major strawberry allergen Fra a 1.08
Exons: 2
Coding region: 75-560 (161 amino acids)
Biological process (GO): abscisic acid-activated signaling pathway; defense response
Cellular component (GO): cytoplasm; nucleus
Molecular function (GO): protein phosphatase inhibitor activity; abscisic acid binding; signaling receptor activity
Source: RefSeq, a predicted model, not a curated record